This is a messenger RNA of Penicillium argentinense, 654 nucleotides long. RefSeq lists its product as uncharacterized. The coding region runs from base 1 to 654 and encodes 217 amino acids. NCBI's taxonomy places the organism in Eukaryota, Fungi, Ascomycota, Eurotiomycetes, Eurotiales, Aspergillaceae. Gene Ontology annotation, molecular function: oxidoreductase activity, acting on paired donors, with incorporation or reduction of molecular oxygen; monooxygenase activity; heme binding. The record is from RefSeq and is a predicted model, not a curated record. The transcript is spliced from 2 exons.
AUGAUUGUCUGCUUUUUGCUGGGUAGCAUUUUGGCCUACUUUCUGGUCACAAUCGUCUAUCGUCUCCAUAUCCACCCGCUGAGCAAAUUCCCCGGGCCACGGCUGGCUGCUGUGACAGGUCUAUAUGAGAUCUACUUUGCCGCCUGGGGAGUCGGGUCAUUCGAAGACGAGAUCAGCCGGAUGCACGAGGAGUAUGGCCCGGUAGUCCGCAUCACUCCCGACGAAGUGCACGCCCAGGAGCAAUUCUACAAUGCCAGCUAUGCCGACUGCUGGAUCAAGGGUGACAAGGUCCUGGAUGGAUCCCGACACCCAUCGGGCCACAAUAGCCCGAGAUUCCAAAUCAGGAAGCGAUCGAUAUCGCGGGCGCGAUCGAUCCUCCAAGUGGAGGUGCAUCAGAUCAUCCGGGGCCUGGUCCGGAAGCAUCAAGAGCAUCGGGUGUUUAGCUGGAGGAGUCGGUCACUCUCGAUUCCCCGUAUUCCCGGGAUCCGCCUUGAUCCUGCCGAUGAGGACGAUCUCGAGGAUGGUCCGAGGAAUGUUUCGCCGGAGUACUCCCUGCCAGUGCAACCAAUAAGCCAUCUCCCUCGAAAGGUGAUCCAGGGCUCUGGAAAUCCGACAGCAAUUGCCAGACCUGGUUCUCAGCCAUGCAGAGGAUGA